This is a messenger RNA of Lodderomyces pseudojiufengensis, 465 nucleotides long. RefSeq lists its product as uncharacterized. The transcript has a single exon. The record is from RefSeq and is a predicted model, not a curated record. NCBI's taxonomy places the organism in Eukaryota, Fungi, Ascomycota, Pichiomycetes, Serinales, Debaryomycetaceae. Bases 1 to 465 code for a protein of 154 amino acids.
AUGUUGACAAGACCAGAAAUGGGUGAAGAUGCUAGUCAACUAAACGAAGAUUCUAAUGGGGAUGAUGGAGAUUAUGGCGAUUUUGGAGAUGAUGGAGAUUAUGGAGAUGUUCCAAAUGAUGGUAAUGAUGAUGGUGGAACUUUUGAAUUGGAAGGAACUGAAGAUUUUCGUGAAGAUGAUCAUGACGAUGUUGAUUUAUUCUCGGAAUCCGCGAAGAACAUAAUUAGUGAGACAAAUUUAACAGUAUUAAAUUCAGAUGGACAGUUAGGAGCUACUGCAUUGGAUUAUGAUUAUGAGAUAAAGAAGAUGUGUGAGCUUUUUGGAAAUUUUAUUGAAGUUUUACGUGGUUAUCAGAGAGAUGGAAGAGAUGAAGAUUUUAGACAAUGUGCUCGAUCAUUUGAAAAAUAUAUGCAACAUGGAAUUACUGUCUCAAGUAAAAAUGGGUUAAGGAUGAGAAAUACUUAA